UCCCUAGGUUCUGAAUUAAGCUCAGGGCUCUCUGAAGAUGGCUACUCCUCAGAAAGUGAAGCCCUGGAAGGAGAUGAUGAGGAUGAAACGGCAACCUGUGGCGAUGCAGUGGGAGAGGCAUCAAAUUCUCAAGCUGGCCCGAGCACAGGCUGGGCAGAUGCCAUGGCCAAAGUGCUCAACAAAAAGAUUCCACAGAAUAAAUCCACCAUCUUGGCUAAGAGUAAGAAACUGGAGAGAGAGAGAGAAAAGUUAAAACAGGAAAGAUUGGAGAAGAGGAGGAAGCUCGAUAAAAAGCGGGAGUGGGAAAUGAUGUGCCGAGUGAAGCCAGAUGUUGUCAAAGACAGAGACAGAGAGAGAAAUCUUCAGAGAAUUGCCACGAGAGGUGUUGUGCAGUUAUUUAAUGCUGUCAGGGCACACCAGAAGAAUGUUGAUGAGAAGGUGAAGAAAGCUGGGAAGUCUGAGAGGCAACGUGCUAAACUGAUGUCAUCGGUUUCAAAGAAAGACUUCAUCGAUGUGCUGCGAAGUAUGGAAGGCGCUAAAGGAAACCAGAAUCCCUCUGGAAAGGCAGCAAAAAGCAAAGAGGGUGAAAAGAAGUCUGAAGAGGGGCCAGAAUGGAAUAUACUGCGCGAUGACUUCAUGAUGGGAGCGUCUAUGAAAGACUGGGACAAGGAGAGUGAUGGCGAGAGCAGUGUUGAACAAGGAGGUGGUCUGAAACAAGAAAGUGAAAGUGACUGA
Tinamus guttatus (white-throated tinamou) is the source of this 735-nucleotide messenger RNA. NCBI's taxonomy places the organism in Eukaryota, Metazoa, Chordata, Aves, Tinamiformes, Tinamidae. The record is from RefSeq and is a predicted model, not a curated record.